Messenger RNA from Chaetomium globosum CBS 148.51, 2796 nucleotides. RefSeq lists its product as uncharacterized. The record is from RefSeq and is a predicted model, not a curated record. Lineage: Eukaryota; Fungi; Ascomycota; Sordariomycetes; Sordariales; Chaetomiaceae. Gene Ontology annotation, biological process: DNA integration. Bases 1 to 2796 code for a protein of 931 amino acids. The transcript has 2 exons. Gene Ontology annotation, molecular function: nucleic acid binding.
AUGACUCGAGGAGGGUGGCGGAGGACUAGGCGGCGGGGAGGGGAGAGCAGGUGCUGGUUUGGUCAACCUGGAGGACGGGGCGGUUAUCUCGAAAAGAACCUCGAGAUAGGACACAUCAGACCAUCGACAUCUCCAGCAGGCUACCCAGUCCUCUUCGUUCCAAAAAAGGAUGGGAAGCUCAGGAUGUGUGUGGACUAUCGACAGUUGAACAACGAGACGGUGAAGAACCGCUACCCGUUGCCACUGAUUUCAAGGCUUCGAGACCAGCUGUCAGGGGCACAACACUUCACACGACUCGAUCUUCCAACUGCCUACGCCCACAUUCGCAUCAAGGAGGGAGACGAAUGGAAGACGGCUUUCCGAACACCAAACGGGCACUACGAGUACCUUGUCAUGCCAUUCGGAUUGACCAACGCACCGGCGACAUUUCAAGCCGCUAUCGACCAGGCAAUUCGACAUUGCCUCGAUAAAUUCGCAGUCUGUUAUUUGGAUGACAUUCUCAUCUACUCCAAGACACUCGAAGAACACAAAGAACACGUGCGGCAGGUGCUGGAUGCACUGCACGAGCACAAGUUGUCAGUCAACAAGGACAAGAGCGAGUUUCAUGUCAAAAAGACAGUGUUUCUGGGUUACGAGAUCUCCCCAGGAUGGGUCAAGAUCGAACCCGAGAAACUGGAAGCUGGCAGGACGUGGCCAACACCAACAAACGCCACCGAGGUCAGAGGAUUCAUCGGAUUCGCCAAUUUUGUCAGGAUUUUCAUCAAGAACUUUGGUGAAAUCGCGAGGCCGCUACACGAGCUCACGAAGAAAGACACCACAUUCCAAUGGAAGCAGGAGCACGAGCAGGCUUUCCAACGGAUCCGCGACGCAAUUACCGCCGAUCCAGUACUCAUGCUGUCUGAUCCAAGCAAACCUUUCGAAGUCGAAGCUGACGCUUCGGACUUCGCGAUCGGAGGACAACUCGGCCAGAGGGACAAGGACGGCAAGCUACACCCAGUUGCGUUCUUCUCCAAGAAACUCGAAGGACCAAGACUCAACUAUCCGAUCCACGACAAGGAGCUUCUCGCAAUCAUCGAAGCAUUUCAGGAAUGGAGACCAUACCUCAGCGGCACGACACACGAAGUCCAGGUGUACACGGACCACAAGAACCUACGAUACUUCACCACCACGAAGGUGUUGAACGGACGACAAACUCGAUGGGCAGAAUUCCUGUCCGAAUUCAACUUCACGAUCCACUACAAGAAAGGCUCGGAGAACGCACGAAAUGCUGUGCGGUCUUCAGGGAACAACGAUUGGAACGAGACUUCCAAGGAAUCAUCGCGGACGACAAGCGCGAUGCAUGGCAAGAAGAGCCAGAAUCCAAGAUCGCAGGAUUGCGACUUGAAGGAACGAGACUCUGGUACCACGACAAGGCCUACGUUAGGCCCAGCGACCAAAAAGGAGCUCAUUCGAAAGAUCCACGAGUCGAGACUCGGAGGACACAUGGGAAUCAGCAAAACAGUUGCAAAAAUCAAACAGAACUACGACUUCCCAGGAAUCAAGCAAACGACGGUAGAAGUCCUAGCAGAAUGUGACCUCUGCGGACGAAGCAAACCGGGACGACACAAGCCAUAUGGGCUGUUGCAACCACUACCAGUUGCGGAACGACCAUGGAGCUCGGUAACGAUGGAUUUCAUCACCAAACUUCCGACAUCGAAGGACUCAGCGACGGGAACGAAGUACGACAGCAUCCUCACAGUGGUGGACAGACUCACCAAGUGGAGCUACUUCCUCCCCUACAAGGAGUCGUGGUCAGCAGAACAACUCGCAGACGUGAUCUAUCGCAACGUCACCGCGGUCCAUGGAUGGCCGGAGGAAUGGAUCACGGACAGAGACACAAAGUUCGCAUCAAAGUUUUGGCAAGCUCUGAUGACGAAGCUGGGUACGAGGAGUAAGCUUUCGACAGCUUACCACCCGCAGACGGACGGACAGACGGAGCGACUCAACCAGAUCGUUGAACAAUACCUACGGUUGUAUGUCAACUUCCAACAGGAUGAUUGGGUCGAGCUGUUGCCAACAGCGCAACUCGCCUACAAUACCACCGUCACGGAGACCACGAAGGUCACGCCAUUCUUCGCGAAUUACGGCUACGAAGCAGAUUUGCGACAAGGGCCCGACGUUUCGGUGCCCAGAGCGGCAGUCAAAGCCGACAGAAUGAGCUCGCUGCAUGCGAUGCUCAAGGAAGAACUCGAGUUCGUAAGAACACGGAUGAAGAAGUUCUACGACAGAAACAGGCUCGAGGGACCUCGCCCAGAAGAGGGGGGCAAAGUUUACCUCAUUUCUCGAAAUCUUCGCACAAAGCGACCAAGCAGGAAGCUCGAUUUUCGCAAAAUCGGACCGUUCAAGAUCGACAAAAAGAUUUCGGAGAACAAUUACGCCCUCGCGUUACCCUCAGCGAAGGAACUACGGGACACUGUUUUCCACCUUUCACUUCCCGAGCCAGCUCACAAGAAUGCGCGGCUUGACAAGGGCGUCGAGGCAGAAGACGAGGAAGAACUCUGGGACGUCGAAGAAAUCUUGGAUUCACGCAUCACGAACGGACAAGUCGAGUGCUCGGUCAAAUGGCUGGGAUUCGGCCCCGAAGGCAAUUCAUGGCAACCCGCUACAAACUUCAACUGCCCCCGAGGAGUUGGAGGGUUUCCACCGGAGGAACCCGGAUCGACCCAAAAGGGGACCCCACGGACGGACCGACCCCGAGGAAAGGGUCGCUCGAGGAAAACUAGGACAAACAGCACAAGAACUGAGGGAGGUACGUAG